AUGAAGAUGGUGGAUCCCGAUUCCCCUGGCCCGGACAGGAAGACGCCCCUGCUAUAUGCCGCAGAACACGGGCAAGAGACCAUAGUCAAACUAGUUUGGCCACAAACCGAUCAGGGGACCCCGUUGUGGUGGGCGGCGUGCAAUGGAUAUGAGACAAUCAUCACAUCAUUGCUCACUCAGGGUGCGGACCCUAAAUCUCGAAGCUCAAGUGGUGAGACGCCCUUAUUUUGA
Molecule: messenger RNA, 231 nt
Organism: Penicillium subrubescens
Lineage: Eukaryota; Fungi; Ascomycota; Eurotiomycetes; Eurotiales; Aspergillaceae
Product: ankyrin repeat domain-containing protein
Exons: 2
Coding region: 1-231 (76 amino acids)
Molecular function (GO): protein binding
Source: RefSeq, a predicted model, not a curated record